Molecule: messenger RNA, 1600 nt
Organism: Priapulus caudatus
Lineage: Eukaryota; Metazoa; Priapulida; Priapulimorpha; Priapulimorphida; Priapulidae
Product: galactosylceramide sulfotransferase-like
Exons: 3
Coding region: 359-1600 (413 amino acids)
Biological process (GO): glycolipid biosynthetic process
Cellular component (GO): membrane
Molecular function (GO): galactosylceramide sulfotransferase activity
Source: RefSeq, a predicted model, not a curated record
CAUGGAAUAGGGCCGAGUGAACAUGGAGUAGCAAUGCUCCACGGAUGAUGUUGAUGAUCAAGGAUUAGCGUGGAAGAAAACUCAAGAAAGACGCGACAUCUUUUAGGAUCGGCGAUCGUCUGCAACGGUGCUCGCGUCUAGCGAAGAAAUCGCGUCAUCUGGUGAUGACAACGGCUGAAAAAAACGGUUGACUGUCGCCGACAACUAUGUUGCUACGUUAUUCGCGUCAGCAGGGAUAUUUGAAAUGUCUACGCAAUUCCUCGACCGCGGAGGAAGUGUCCGGUGAUAAGGUGGACGGAAGCAUAUAGCCCUACGAUGCACGCAUGCUUAACCGUAUCUAUAACGUGUAUAUACGUGGAUGACACUGGCUGCAACGAUGGGCUUCGGCUUCGCUAGACGCGUGUCUGCCGCCGCCCUCGCUUUCUCCGUCUGCCUCCUCCUCUACGCGAAAUGGAACAUGCUCCGUCAGAACAUACAACUACAGGCGUCGGUAGUCACGGUAGCGGAAGUGACGCGUGGAUUCACGACCGACGCUACCGACGCCGACGAGGCAGACGACCGGAACCGGAACUGCUCGGCCAUUCAUGAUGUCUUCUUCCUUAAGGUGCACAAAUGUGCCAGCAGCACGCUACAGAACAUGUUCAUGCGCUACGGCAAGCGGCACAAGCUGACGUUCGUGCUGCCACCUCGCGGUAACUACGUCGGCUACACAUCGCCGCUCGACGCCAGCGCCAUCGUGCGUCAUCCGUCGGGUGUCUACAACAUGCUCGUUCACCACUCGCGCUUCGAGCUGCGCAGUGUGCGUGCGCUCAUGCCUCGCGCCGUGCUCACGGCCGUCGUGCGCCGUCCGGCCGCCGUCUUCGAGUCGCUCUACCACUUCUCGCACUGGGAGCAGCGCUUCAACGUCAACCUGACGACGUUUCUCACCGACCCGCGCGGCUUCACCGCCAGGAAGCACGCGAAACCGGGCCGCUCGCCGCCGCCGCGCAACAGCAUGCUCUACGACUUCGGCCUGCCAGCCGAGCAGUUCUGGAACAAGACGCGCAUCUACGAGACGGCGCAGGCGGUGCGCGCGACCUUUGACCUGGUGAUGCUCGCCGAGCGUAUGGAGGAGUCGCUGGUGCUGCUGCGUGCGCUGCUCUGCUGGCCGUGGCGUGACGUUGUCGUACUGAGCGCGAAUGUGCGAGCGGCCGAGGCGAAGCGGCAAAGCGGCGGCGGCGGCAGCGGCGCCAUGACGGCCGAGCUGGCACACUCGAUCGAGACGUGGAACUGGGGCGACGCCAUCUUGUACGGCGUGCUGGCAGACACCUUCGAGUCGCGCGUCGCCGCCUACGGGCGCGCGAACAUGCAGCGCGACCUGGCGGUGCUGCGCCGAGUCACGAGGAGGGAGCAUGCGCGGUGCAUCGCGGGAACAGCGUCGAACGUCGAACAGACGGACGCGCGUCUGCGCGCCUACAGCGAUGACGUCAUCACUUUUCGCCUACACGAGCUGACAGACGCGUGCGUCGAUCUGGCGAAGACGGAGUUACAGUUUACCAACGAACUGCGAGAGGCCUUACUGGAAGACGUACGGAGACACUCGCGUCGAACGAUGACGUAA